Molecule: messenger RNA, 5207 nt
Organism: Trichosurus vulpecula (common brushtail)
Lineage: Eukaryota; Metazoa; Chordata; Mammalia; Diprotodontia; Phalangeridae
Gene: OGN
Product: osteoglycin
Exons: 7
Coding region: 232-1089 (285 amino acids)
Molecular function (GO): protein binding
Source: RefSeq, a predicted model, not a curated record
AGAACGCUAGAGAUCCUGAAACACUCUGCAGCUUCCCCUGCUUCCUGCGCCCUCCCACUGUGGGCUCAGGCACACACACACACACACACACACACACACACACACAAGUGUCUGCCGAAGAAAACCACAAACACUUGAGGACAACGGACACGACACAACAAGAAGGAACAGGAGUCCACCGUCGUCAUCCUCCUCAGCAACUCCCACUUGAGCAGCGUGGUCUGGGCCGCCAUGAAGACCCUGCAGGCCGCCCUGCUUUGGUUUCUCUUGGUGCCCUGGGUAAAGCCGGCUCCACCCACUCCACAGAGCUCCAGGACAGAGACUUUUGAAGAAAUAUGGGAUUAUGAGGAGCCUUGGCAGGACGGGAAAACCAUGAAGAAAAAAGAUGUUAUGGCAAUUCUACAUGACUUACAAAAAGAUGAAAGUGCAACAGAACAACCAGCAAACACAGAAGAUGGAGAAAUGCCGACCUGCCUCCUGUGCGUCUGUCUCAGCGGCUCCGUGUAUUGUGAGGAGACAGACAUCGACACUGUGCCCCCCUUGCCAAAGGAGACGUCCUACCUUUAUGCCCGAUUCAACAAGAUCAAGAAAAUUACAGCCAAAGACUUUGCAGAGAUUCCUAACUUAAGAAGACUCGAUUUCACUGGAAACCUGAUAGAAGACAUAGAGGACGGGGCCUUUUCCAGGCUCUCCCUGCUAGAGGAACUCACACUUGCAGAGAACCGGCUGUUAAAGCUCCCAGCUCUGCCAUCUAAACUGACUUUAUUUAAUGCUAGACACAACAAGCUCAAAAGCAAAGGCAUCAAAGCAAACACAUUCAAGAAGCUGAAUAACCUCUCCUUCCUCUACCUGGACCACAACGAACUGGAGUCUGUGCCACCACAUUUGCCAGAGAGCCUGAGAAUCCUUCACCUUCAGUUUAACAACAUAGCAGACAUCACGGAUGAUACAUUCUGCAAAUCCAACGAUACACGUUACAUUCGGAGCCGCGUUGAUGAGAUAAGAAUGGAAGGCAAUCCAAUACUCCUGGGAAAGCAUCCCAACAGCUUUAUCUGCUUAAAAAGACUGCCCACUGGAACAUACUAUUAACUAAAGCUCAUAUAGCUGCAUACCCACCCUAAAGGGGAAAGGCAGUCAUCUGUCCUGCCCCUCAUUUAAAGGAUCCUAUAGUCUAGUUUAAUUAUAUUUUGGUAUAUCCCUUGGCAGCUUUCAGGCACUUAAAUGGUUUCUUGGUCUUGUUUUAAACUAGAAUAUUUAGAAAACUUUACAUCUACAUUUUGAGUUCAAAAUGUAACAUAAUGUGAAUAAUUGAGACUCAAUAUUACCACAUAACCCACCUGGGUUGUGGCAAGAUGUCAGGCACACUGUAAUGGUGUCCUUGUAUCCAUAUCUAAACUUGGGGCACCUUCUUCUUCUCAUCACUACGAACAUCUAAGUGUGCACACACACCCAGGACUGUCUUUCUGAUGGCCCUCUUCCUUAUUCUUGCCUGAGGCCACAAAGUAUCUAUAAGGCAGUGAAGCCUCCCUGCCCUUACCCCUGGCUCAAAGUGAAAUACUUUCAGGCACCCACAGUUUCUACAAGCUGGACUGACAUCAGUGAGGCAGAGUUAUUGCUGUUUUAUGCCAUGAAACAUGGUACAGUCUGCUAUGAGACAUGUUCAUAACAAACUUUUCAACUGGAGUCAGCUUCUCCAUUCCUUUGGUCAAACCCCAAUAAAAUAUACAUUCACAAUAAUUUACUCCAGUUUGGGGAGAGGAUUCCUUUGGCAAUGUUCCCAGAGUGCAUGUCCAUUCUCAGGGAGCCUGCCCCCUCCAACACUGAAGUAGUUAAUGUGAUCAUUAUCAUCACCUCUGUUUUACUGGUGAGGACACCAAGGCUUGCAUAAGGGUGAGAUGACUUAGGCAAAGUUAGAUUUGGGAAAUGAGAUCUGGUCUUUCUGCUCCUGGUCCCAGGCCUCCUUCUACAGCCCUGGAGGAUGCAUCAUGCUUCCUACUGAGGGGAAUAUAUACAUGUGCUAGCUGAGCCCAGGUUUCACACAUAGGUCCAAGGAAUGGGUCAGCCCCCACACGCUAAAUCAUGCAGUUCUCUGGGAGAUCCAAGACCUGAAUUCUGUGGACAUUCCUUCCACAGACAGAAAUUACAGCUCCUCCCCUUCCUUCCUGUCUUCUCAUCCUAUAAGACUCUUUUCCAUGUCCUUGAAUAAAUCCUCCAUCAAUGGCCCACACAACAGACUAUAGACAUUGUAUUAUUGCAGGACAACAGGCUCCUGCACCACACCCAGCCCACCUUGAGGCCACAUUGUGCACACAACUCACCAGCGGUCACUUGCUGCAGCCCAGCUAUCCCUGAUGUGUUUACUUCCACUGACCUGUGGGCCACCCACAAUUAUUCUUCUGAGAUCAUAGUAUCUAUGGCUGGUAGACAGACAGCACCCCCAGGACAGCAGUAGAAUUUAAAAGACAAGCUUUUGCAGCUUAGGAAUAUUGCGAACUCCUUGUCAUUUCCCAAAUGUGAUCAGAUCCACUCUCUUCUUUCUCUCCCAUUCUGGACCAGCUCACUAUCCAUCUCCAUCAUUUAUCCAUGAUACUGGUAGUCCACUGGCACAGAAACACCUGGACAAUAAACAUUUAUCAUCAUCUUCAAUUUCCCCAUGUAGAUGAACAGGAGAAUCUCUUUGGAGGGACUCUGGAUCUGACUGGGGAAGUCCUGUAUUGGUUCAUGGCUUCUAGGUGCAAAUCAAGACAAUGUCUCUGCAAAACUACAUCAUUUAUUGAGAAGAAUGAUAAAACUCUGGAGCUGAAAGAGCCCCCAAUAUUCCUCUGGAUGAAUUUGUACCAAAAAAAAAUACCCAGUGUAAACCACCCAGCCAGUGGUGAGCUUGCCUUUGCUUGAAGACCUCCAGUGAGAAAGAACCCACCCCCUUCCAAGGGAGCCCACGCUACUUGCAAACAACUCUGUUAGAAAAGUUCCCUGAAUUCAAGCCUAAAAUUGUCUUUUUCAAACCUCCCCCCAGCUCUCUUGGUUGUGCCUUCUGGGGCCAGAGAAGUAAUUCAAUCCUUCUUCAACAGCAAAGUCCUUCAAACACUUGAAAACCACUAUCAUGGACUCUUCCCCGUUCCCCUACUCCUCACUUUCCUGAGCAUUCCCUUUUCAUGGCUAAAUAUCUUCAGUUCAUUCAAGAAUCCCCAUAUGCAUAGACUCAAUGCCCUUCACCAGGCUGAUGGCCCUCCUGUGGAUACUUUUAAACUCAUCAAUAUCUUUUCUAAAUUGUUGCCCAAAGCUGAACACAAUGCUUCAUAAUAUGGUCUGCCCAAUGCAGAGAUAUGGAGGGACUCUGCUUUGCUUAUUCCUUAAAGCUCUGCCCCUCUUAACACAGCCCAAGUUUUCACCUGCUUUCUUGGUUGCCAGAUCAUACUGCUGACUUGUGGUGAACUGACCAAGCACUAAGCUCUAAGGUCUUCUACAGAACAGCUGCCAUCCAAACAUGUGUUCCUCAUCUUGUAUUCACGAAGCUGACCUUUUGGAUGCUUUGUGGAUUCUUUUUAUCCCUAUGGAUUUGCCCUAUUAGACUCUGCUCAAGCUUGUCAAGAUCUUUUAGCAACAUGACUGUCAUCUAAUAGACCAGCUCUCCUUCUUUGUGUCACUAAUUAUACAAGCACAGGUGCCCAGGGUCCCCCUUCUGCAGAGACCUCCCUCCCAGGAAGUGACUAUACUUUAGAUCUGCCCAUUCGGCCACAGUCAAGUCCAGCUAAGUGAUCAUAUUAUCAGUGAGUCCACACCUGCGAGAACAGCAACAAAUUCUUGAUGAAAUUCAUUGAUGGAAUAUAGGGAAACAAAAUUUACCACAUUCCCUUGAGCUAUGAGCUGAAUAAUCCUGCCAAGAAAGGAGGAAGGGUUAGCCAGGCAUGACAACUGCUCAGAAUUGCCACUGUCUUUUCUAGAUGCUCCAGGGUCAUAUUCUGAAUGACCCAUUAGUUUUCCCUGGGGUCAAUGUCAAGCUCCCCACCCUCUGCAUUUGUCUGCUCUCUGGACUCUGGCUAAUAUAGGUUCAAAAUUCUUAAGUCCAAGCUCUCCAUAAUUACCAGAUGGGAAAAAAAAUCAACUCUCAUCCCCAUUUCCCAGCCAAUCUUUAAAGACUCAGAACCACUAUCUUCUAAGUCCUCUAACAAGGUUCACUCAUCUCUUUUGGGAAGUGAUAAAAUCACACCUAGCACUGUUCAAAGUCCUGAAUUCUCAGCCUGGCUUCCUGCUUCUCUUCAUAUAUCCUACGGCAUUAACCUACCAUAUAGAUGCUAUCUCUCUGGAGUCUUACAAGGAUGCAGUCAUCUUCAUGAUGAGGAAGCUGUGCCUCAGAGUGGUAAAGGAGCUCCCUGUGGUCAAAUGAGGAAGCAAGCACAAGAAGGAAGUUUCCAAGCCCAGUGUCUCCUGAUGCCAAGUCAGCAACCAUCUCUAUGCACAGCUGAUGCCUCUCUGCUGACUCAGGACUGUCGCCUGGCCUCAUCUCCCUGAUACUCACCAACACAAACGAUCCACUCUUGUCAGACUGGUGUCUCAAUUGUCAUGGAGCACAGAAAAUUUAUUCCUGCCUAAACCUUUGUUUCUAUUUACUAUGUUCUAGUCCUUCAGGCCAUGCCUCAGAGGGAAGGGAGGAGAGAUGAAAGAGCUCUGACCAUUGAACCUGAGGCCUGAGUCAUCACAGAUUGACUCCAUACACAGAAGGGAAACCCCAAAGCACAACCACCAUACUACCUCCUCCUCCUCGACUUCUACCAGCCUCUCUCUGGGGGCUCUUUGUGUAUCUCUGGCCACUUGAACCGCCCAAAACAGUGAAUGUGAGCCUCACCAGAACAGAGCCCGUGACCUGUCUCCAAGUGAUCCCAGGGAUCACAGAGGGAGAAGCAGCCAGCAAACACUCAAUAACUCUCUGCCCCAGCAACCCCACUCAACUCCCUUUCUUCCUGGGCUGAUGCUACUGUUGUCCCACUCUGAAAUGGCCUUCCUUUGGCUCUCUAUCCAACCAAAGCCAACCUUCAUCCUUCCAAAGCCACUUUCUGACCCCUCUGAUCCAUAACAACCUCCCCUUUUAGCUGAACUCAGACAGUAUUAGGUGCCUGUAAAUUAAUCACAUACUAUUAUAUUUAUCUGUGUUAUAUACAAAUUUAUAUGCAAAAUAUCAAUUGUGUAAUAAAAUGAACUUAAGCCAA